AUGCCACCUGGUAUAUCUUUGAGUAAGAUGGGUAGAAAAUUCAACGCCGACGGUACAGUUAACAAGUUUCCAGGCAACACUGUUGUAUGCCAUUUGCCUCAGCAGGGUAAUGCUCGGGGGCUGUUCAAAAGGCUGCUAGACUUCUACAGGGCCUUUCCUAUUCUACUUUUCAAAAAUAAAAUAAGCAUGCUGCCGUCGUCGAGUCUUCAUAUGACGAUUUUUGACUGCAUGCACGAGUACAAGCGCCAAUCUGAUAGUUGGCCAAAGGAUCUACCACGGAGUUUGCCUAUGGAACAGUGCAAUGCAUGGAUGGUGAAGAUGCUCACCGAGACACCAUUUGAGAUUGACUUGCCCAUUCGGCUUCAGGUCGACAAGAGCUACGUUGAGCAGACGUCUCAUGGGGGGAUGGAUACAUGGAAAGUUUCUUUGUUGCCUGUGGAUGAGAAAGAGGAACAGAAGAUCAAGAAAUUGCGCAUAGGCAUCGCGAACGCAUUGAGCAUCCCGCUGCCUAGUAUCGAGUCGUAUAAAUUUCACUUGACUAUCGCGUAUUUGAACGAGGAAUUUACAGAGGAGGAGUCGAUGCAGCUGAAGAGAAUCAAUGAUGAAUUCCAUCAGGAGGGCCACGUUGUGGAACUUGGCCUUCCCGAGAUUUGCCGAUUCGAUGAUAUGUUCUACAUGGAAAGACUGGCAUUUCUAGGACAGACGCAGUAA
Messenger RNA from Ogataea parapolymorpha DL-1, 711 nucleotides. RefSeq lists its product as uncharacterized. The record is from RefSeq and is a predicted model, not a curated record. The transcript has a single exon. NCBI's taxonomy places the organism in Eukaryota, Fungi, Ascomycota, Pichiomycetes, Pichiales, Pichiaceae. The coding region runs from base 1 to 711 and encodes 236 amino acids.